UGGUAAAAAACCAAGCAGUGCUAACCCGUCGUUGUCGGUCCGCGAGCGAACUCCAAGGCAUUCUGAUCCCUUCCCCUCCUCUCUCUCUCUCUCUCUCUCUCUCGCUUGCUCGCUCUCUCGCUCUCUAUUCCUUUUCCUCUUUCUAUAACCCCGAGGUUUUGGGAUUUGCCGGCUGCAACGAUGGGUGGCGGUAGCCAGUUGAUCUCUGUUCAUCCCGAAGAGCUCACUUUCGAAUUUGAGCUGGAUAAGCCAUCGAAUUGCAAUCUCAAGGUUGUCAACAAUACCGAACAUCAUGUCGCCUUUAAGGUCAAAACGACGUCACCAAAGAAAUACUUUGUUCGGCCAAACACAAGUGUGGUACAGCCUUGGGAUUCAUGUACCGUAACAGUCACCCUUCAAGCACAAAAGGAGUUUCCACCUGACAUGCAAUGCAAGGACAAAUUUCUCCUCCAGAGCACGAAGGUGCCCCCGAACACCGACAUGGACGAGCUCCCUCCGGAUACGUUUAAUAAAGAUGGCGAUAAGGUGAUAGAGGAAUUGAAGCUUAGGGUUGUUUAUACGGCUCCAUCGCAAUCUGGCCAUGGAAACUCAGAAGGGGAUUUGGACCUUACUUCGAGAAGCUUGAAACAGGGUUCUGAUAAUCUCUCGAUGCUUAAGAAUUCAAGUAUUGAAGAGAUCCAAACAGUUCAGCGUCUGAAGGAGGAAAGAGACACCACUCUUCAACAGAAUCAACAGUUACAGCGUGAACUGGAUGUGCUGAAGAGGCGUAGAAACCGCAAAAGUGAUGCUGGCUUUUCAUUGACCUUCACUGCAUUUGUUGGGCUAGUAGGUUUGUUGGUUGGCUUCGUAUUGAAUUUUAUGUUUUCUUCACCACCUGCUGCAUAAAAUUACAGUCCGCGACCUUGAAAUUUCGUAUUACCUGUAGUGCUUGAGAAAUGGAUUGUUGGUAUUUUGCUCUUCUUUGCAAACCUCACUCUGUGGUCCAUGUUUCUCUCGGUUAGUUGAAGAACUUGGUUGCAAGUGAUGUGGUCAAUGCAGCCUCAUCAUCAUCCCCUCCCCCAUUCUCCUUCAGCUUAAUGACUUGAUAUGUAUUCUUUUGUUAUUUGCCUUGUAACAUGCUCUAAAAGAACUAUGAAGGGUGUGACUUCAUCACUCCAUAGCUAAUCCCGUGAUUAUUCAGUCUUUUCCUCUUUUUUUGGAGAGCUUUUUGCAUACAUAUCACAAGUUGUUUGGGAGUAUUUAUUGUAUUGAUUGUUUGGAAACAAAAGCGAUUGCUGUGCAAGUUUA
This is a messenger RNA of Phoenix dactylifera (date palm), 1287 nucleotides long. Its product is annotated as vesicle-associated protein 2-1. Gene Ontology annotation, biological process: endoplasmic reticulum membrane organization. Lineage: Eukaryota; Viridiplantae; Streptophyta; Magnoliopsida; Arecales; Arecaceae. The record is from RefSeq and is a predicted model, not a curated record. Gene Ontology annotation, cellular component: plasma membrane; endoplasmic reticulum membrane.